GUUUAUUAAUUUUUCAGGUCGUUUUGGCGCUGCUCAUUGGUUUCGGUGACGCACAUCACAGCAGCAGCGGCACCCCGUACCGUAGACUUUGAAUAUGGAAAAUCUUUGCCACUUCGGCAACUAACACAAAAAGUCUGCAUUUUUAUCUUUAUUUUCUUCCUCGCAGACAGAGGGAGCCAUAACAACAACAAUCUUCCAUCCUUUUUACCCUUCAUGGAAUCGCGUCCAUAACGCCACCUAUUUCAUUUCCGUUUCCCUUCUUUUCAUUGCCUUUUUUUUUUCCUCUCUUUCGCGCAAUUUUGAUCGAUGGGUCUCGUGUCGAAUCUGCGAGGCUCGAGAACGGAAGCAGCGCCACAACAAGAAGCAUUACCCGUUUCGGCGGUUUCCGGUGGCGCAGCGAAGAGGAAAUGGACCAAUCUAAUGCCGCUGGUCGUCGCCCUCGUCGUCGUUGCGGAGAUCGCGUUUCUCGGAAGGCUCGACAUGGCCAAGAACGCCGAGAUGGUUGACACCCUCGCUGUCUUCUUCUACCGCCCUCGCGCAGUGGUUGAAGGCGACGAUUUGGGGCUGGGUACGGUGGUUGGUGGCGGCGGCGGUGAUGGGAAUUCAGAAUCGGAGAGUUGUGAGGAGUGGUUGGAGAGGGAGGAUGCCGUGACUUAUUCAAGGGACUUUGCCGAAGAACCUGUUUUUGUUUCUGGAGCUGACCAGGAGUGGAAGUCGUGUUCGGUGGGAUGUAAAUUUGGGUUUAGUGGGGAUAAGAAACCUGAUGCUGCAUUUGGGUUACCUCAACCAGGUGGAACAGCUAGUGUUCUGCGAUCGAUGGAAUCAGCACAAUACUAUGCUGAGAACAAUCUUGCCAUGGCAAGACGGAGGGGAUAUAACAUUGUAAUGACAACCAGUCUAUCAUCUGAUGUUCCUGUUGGAUAUUUUUCAUGGGCUGAGUAUGAUAUCAUGGCACCAGUGCAGCCAAAAACUGAAGCUGCUCUUGCAGCUGCAUUCAUUUCCAAUUGUGGUGCUCGAAAUAUGCGGUUGCAGGCUCUUGAAGCCCUUGAAAAAUCAAACAUCAAGAUCGACUCUUAUGGUGGUUGUCAUAGGAACCGUGAUGGAAGAGUGGACAAAGUGGAAGCCUUGAAGCACUACAAAUUUAGCUUAGCAUUUGAAAAUUCUAACGAGGAAGAUUAUGUAACUGAAAAAUUCUUCCAAUCCCUUGUUGCUGGAACUAUCCCUGUGGUUGUUGGUGCUCCAAAUAUUCAGGAUUUUGCUCCUUCUCCUGGUUCAAUUUUACAUAUUAAAGAGAUAGAGGAUGUUGAGUCUGUUGCAAAGUCCAUGAGAUACCUAGCAGAAAAUCCUGAAGCGUAUAAUCAAUCGUUGAGGUGGAAGUAUGAGGGCCCAUCUGAUUCCUUCAAGGCCCUUGUGGAUAUGGCAGCUGUACAUUCUUCCUGCCGCCUUUGCAUUCACUUGGCCACAGUGAGUAGAGAGAAGGAAGAAAAUAGUCCAGGCUUCAACAAACGCCCUUGCAAGUGCACUAGAGGGCCAAAAACUGUGUAUCAUAUUUAUGUGAGAGAAAGGGGAAGGUUUGAGAUGGAAUCCAUUUACUUGAGGUCUAGCAAUUUAACUCUAGAGGCCUUGAAGUCUGCAGUUGUUUCAAAGUUCACAUCCCUGAAUCAUGUACCUAUAUGGAAGACAGAAAGACCUGAAGUUCUUAGAGGGGGCAAUGAUUUAAAACUCUACAAAAUAUACCCAGUUGGUUUGACACAAAGACAAGCACUUUAUUACUUCAGCUUCAAAGGGGAUGCGGAUUUCAGGAGUCACUUGGAAAGCCAUCCUUGUGCAAAGUUUGAAGCCAUUUUUGUGUAGCAUGUACUAAUGACCUCUCUGCUCUACAUGAAUAGCUUCUUUACUUAACUGAGCGGUAGAGUUUUAGGGGAAUGAGUAUAGCAAUGAAACUGGCAUGGCUUUAUUAAUGCCUAGCUUCUUGGCCAACUCAUUGAUGAUUUAUAUGCAGAAGAUAUCUUUUUUGUACAAGUGAAGUUCCAUAUUUAAUGCUUAGUUUUAGUUAUAGUGUUUUUAUCUGUUCAUCUAGAAAAGCCACACGCUGGACAAUUGGACAGCAUGACAGUUCUUGUAUACUGUGUGUGAAAAAACUGAAAAUUUAAAUGGAAGCACCAGAUGUUUUACUAAAGAAUA
Glycine soja is the source of this 2184-nucleotide messenger RNA. Its product is annotated as glycoprotein 3-alpha-L-fucosyltransferase A-like. Bases 307 to 1854 code for a protein of 515 amino acids. The record is from RefSeq and is a predicted model, not a curated record. Lineage: Eukaryota; Viridiplantae; Streptophyta; Magnoliopsida; Fabales; Fabaceae. Gene Ontology annotation, molecular function: fucosyltransferase activity. The transcript is spliced from 7 exons. Gene Ontology annotation, cellular component: membrane.